AUGGGUCUGAAUUCUCGGUCUAAGAGGAUGAGUAACUGCCAUCUUCGAAGGACGUUGGCAAUUGCCAAUGAGGAUGGAAGUUAUAUAGAAACAGGGUUUUGGAGUGGCACUUGUGGCUCACAAAAUCUGCUUAGAAGCUUUAAAAAAAGUACUAGUCUAAAGGGUUCCCUAUGUUUGCCCUUGGAAUGGCGGUUACGUGUUCUGAGUGUUCCUACACUGGUGCAGAGAAUAUGUGAGACAUGCACUACAAACACAGCCGCAGCAGCUAUUGAUGGUACAUUUACUGCAACAAGUGACAGUGCUGGAGACAAAUUCACUUUUUCACAUUCUGGGAGUGGAGCUCUGUUGCUUUAUCGGCUUGAUGUUCUCAAUAACAUUACUCUCUCGUCACGGGCUCAGCCUAAUUUUGCCGGUAAUAUGCAAUUGUUUGUUCCAUCCGUUAGGAUGAAAAGCGUUCAAACCAGUUCCUUGUCUAAACCAUUCUUCAGCAAACGAGAGGAACUGAAUGAUCUCGAUGCUCUAAUGCAUGUGCAGAUAGCUAGUGCUUUUGAAAUGGACGGAAAACCUUGUUGGUCUGUAAUAGAUGGUAUUUUGCAACUUUUAGAGUCUGAAGAGCGUGCGAAACUGGCACGUUUGAAACAUUACGAACGUAUUUAUACGUUUUUUGUACAGAUCUUUGCGUAUUUUUCUCCUUCAUCAGGAGAAUUUAUCAUUUCACCUCAGAGUGAUCGUUUUCCAGUAAUAAUAUUUUCCCGUUGCCUUACUGUUAUCAUUCCGUACUGUUCUACCGAUCCUCAUUUCGAAGAACUUGUUACUGGAUUUUUGGCAGACUUCGUUGAUCUCAUUUCUACUGAGGGUUCUAGUGAUUUUAAGAAGAUAGAGCUCUGUUUUGCCGUGUGUCAGAGGAAAUAG
Enterobius vermicularis (human pinworm) is the source of this 912-nucleotide messenger RNA. The record is from the annotation of a GenBank genome assembly. NCBI's taxonomy places the organism in Eukaryota, Metazoa, Nematoda, Chromadorea, Rhabditida, Oxyuridae.